Ostrinia nubilalis (European corn borer) is the source of this 1761-nucleotide messenger RNA. Its product is annotated as centromere/kinetochore protein zw10 homolog. NCBI's taxonomy places the organism in Eukaryota, Metazoa, Arthropoda, Insecta, Lepidoptera, Crambidae. Gene Ontology annotation, cellular component: RZZ complex. Bases 1 to 1746 code for a protein of 581 amino acids. Gene Ontology annotation, biological process: mitotic spindle assembly checkpoint signaling; endoplasmic reticulum to Golgi vesicle-mediated transport. The record is from RefSeq and is a predicted model, not a curated record. The transcript has 2 exons.
AUGGCUGAAUACGACGUACAGAGUAUGUUAAAUAAUAUAUUUGAUAUCGACGAUUUGAAUACCUGGAAACCAUCGGAAAAAAUUCUUCUUGUAAUUAAGGAAAUAGACACAAUUAAAAAUGAUAUAAAAACCUUUUUGGGUAAUAGUGAUCAUCAUUUAGAUGCAAUUUUGAAGGAGAGUCAUGAGUUGACACAGGAGAGCAAGUCUGUGGUAGAUGACAUGGAACAAUGUAGACAAGAAAUCGAACAAGAAACUAUGGCUGAAGUACUUCGAUCUAUCGAAAGCCAUGACUAUAUCACUAAGGAGUUACAGUCUGUUGAGUUUGCAUUAAAUAUUGUAAGUGAUGUGUUGCAAUGUGGCAAGUAUGUGAAGGAGUUCGAGGACGGUCGGCAGGCAUCAAGCUUUACCCGUGCCGUCGAAGCAGUAUAUGAUUUACUGCAGUACAUUGAAUUGCCUGCUGAAGGCUUUAAAGAUCUCGAUUUAUACAGCAAUACAAGGCACACCGGCCAACUAAUUUUAGAUAAUUUACUUCAUGAUUUAUAUGCCGAGUGGGAUAGAUUAGUUGUUACUGAUGUCAAAACUGGUAAUCGUAGGACUAUUGUUAACAUUACUCUUAACUUAGAUGAUUCAAGGAUCGUAUCUGAUAUCUUGAAUGCUCUAGAAAAGAGCAAGAAACUGGCUGAAAAGGUAACUGCAUUUUCACAGUUUCUAAUGAAGGAUGUAAUUCAACCCAUCAUUAAUAAUGAGUGCGUCGUUUUUGCUGAGACGGAUGAGUUUAUGAAUGUUACUAUUAAUCAUAAACCAGAUUUCAAACCUACCUAUGAUGCAGUCAUUGCCAAUUUAAGACUGCUGUUCCAUUACCUCAGUAACAAGCUCAAUUUUGAAUUCAGAAGGGACAUGACCCUAAUGAAAAUGAUUGGGUCUCAGCUAAGUGUUGAGUUUAGGGACCUCUUGGUGAAGGAUUGUCUCAUUCACACAAUACCAAAUAACAUUAACGAGCUUCAGACCUAUGGCGUAAUUACAUCAGAAAUUGAAAAUUUCCAGCAUUUCUUAGCUAUGCUUAAAUUUUUCCCUGAUGAGAAUUUCUCAAUAUUGGAAUAUGUUAAUAAUAUUGAUGUUCUCUUUGCUGACAAGUCAAGUCAGUACUUCUUGGAGUCAGCCCGUCAGAUAAUGCUCAAAGAUUUGAGUGUGACCAUGUCAAUUGGUGUUGAAAAUAUACCAGAAGACAAUGCAGGGUCCAGCUCAGCACCUGAUGAGAGUCUGGCAGAAGCACUAAAGAUAUUGGAUAAGACGAUUCCAAAGAGUCUGUUCUACUUCCCAAGGUGCAUGAUAUCUAGAACAGCCCAAGAGCUGCUGGAUCUGGUGUAUGUGAUGAUGGAGCAAGCAGUUCAAUGCUCGGAUGUGGUGUCCAAGAAAUUGUACAACACUACUCGCCUAGUCUUUGAAAUGUAUGAUGCAGUUGUUCCUUAUCACCAUGAAAAGUACUUGCAGACUAUACCCCAGUAUGUAGCUUUGUUCCACAACAACUGCAUGUACCUCGCGCACAACCUGCAAACGUUCGGGGACAAGUGGCUGAUCCUGAUGGAGGGCCGGGAGCUGGACUACCCCAUCAGCUUCGUGGACCUGGUGCCGCGCCUGCGCGAGCUGGGCUGCCGGCACCUCGCCGCGCACAUGCAGCAGCAGCGGAAGCAGAUCCUCGACAACAUCAGGUCCUCGGGUGAGUGCCACACUGAUCUUUCCUACUAAAGUCCGGUCACCAAG